This is a messenger RNA of Diospyros lotus (date-plum), 1588 nucleotides long. RefSeq lists its product as uncharacterized. The transcript is spliced from 6 exons. NCBI's taxonomy places the organism in Eukaryota, Viridiplantae, Streptophyta, Magnoliopsida, Ericales, Ebenaceae. Gene Ontology annotation, cellular component: chloroplast. The record is from RefSeq and is a predicted model, not a curated record. Bases 38 to 1372 code for a protein of 444 amino acids.
GUCACGUGCCGAAGGAGCAGAAUCUCGAUUGAAAUAUAUGAGGUCGGAAGCUGAGGCAGCUGCUUGGCCAGAGCUUGCCCGUUGUCGUUCCCGCCGGCCCCACCCUUCUCCGCCACCAUCCUCCCCCUUCGAAAUAUCUCAUCAAGCCUCGGAUCAUUUCCAUCCAACAUCCACUCCAAUCACACAACGAAAGAAUUCAUCAAUGGCCGCUCCGUUCUUGCUCCAAUCCAACACCAAAUGCAACCUUCUAUUGCAUCCAUACCCAUUUCCAUUUUCGCCCCUUAAACCCAUCACAGCAUCAACGCGGUUUAGCCGAGGACCCUCCAGAUUGGCCAUGAGACGCUUCUUCACGAGCAAUAAUGAUUCCAAGAAGUUGACUUCAGAAGUGGGUAUCGAAGCAAGCAACGCCGUCGACAACCCACUCGAAAUCGCCGCCAACACCAUUUUGAAAGCCCUCAAAGCCCUUCGAAAACCCGCAAUCGCGGCGGUUUUGAUGGGGCUGUUGCUGAUGUACGAUCCCAAUUCCGCUCUGGCGGCUUCCGGCGGGAGGAUGGGCGGCCGGUCCUUCUCUUCGAGUUCGUCGUCGAGGAGUUAUUCAACGAGGACGAGGAGUCCGGGUUUUUCGUACUCGGCGCCGUACUAUGCGCCGUCUCCAUUUGGGUUCGGCGGCGGCGGGUUCUAUGUCGGCCCGGCGGUUGGCGUUGGAGUGGGCGCCGGGUCGAGUUUAUUUCUCAUUUUGAUGGGUUUUGCUGCCUUCAUGUUGGUUUCUGGGUUUUUGUCGGAUCGUUCAGAGGGAGGUGUUCUCACUGCUACCGAGAAAACAACCGUUCUCAAGCUGCAGGUUGGGUUGUUGGGGAUGGGACGGUCACUUCAGAGGGAUCUUAAUCGGAUUGCUGAAACCGCUGAUACAUCUACUUCAGAGGGUCUGAGCUAUGUGUUAACAGAGACAACCCUUGCUUUGCUAAGGCAUCCUGAUUAUUGCAUAUCCGGCUAUUCAUCUGUUGAUGUAAAGCGAAGCAUAGAGGAAGGCGAGAAACGAUUCAAUCAACUUUCUAUUGAGGAACGGGGAAAAUUUGAUGAGGAGACAUUAGUUAACGUGAACAACAUAAAAAAGCAAAGCACAACAACCCAGAGAGCCAGUGGAUUCAGUAAUGAGUACAUAGUGAUUACAAUCUUGGUGGCUGCUGAAGGAUUACAUAAAUUGCCCACCAUCAAUGGCAGUGGAGAUUUAAAGGAAGCCCUUCAAAAGCUUGGCUCUAUCCCCGCAAGCAGAACGCUAGCUGUUGAGGUAUUAUGGACCCCUCAGAAUGAAAAUGAUACAUUGUCAGAGCGUGAACUGCUAGAAGAUUACCCACUCUUGCGGCCUCUAUGAGUAACUUAAUAGGCUGUCAUACGUUGUACCAAGUGGUAAUGAUCAUUUGCUUUUUCUGAUCCUAGUACAGUUACUAAAGAGAAAAUGUUUAUAGCAUAGAGGAGAAGUCUAAAAUCAACUGCAUAUUAUGUUGUAUUUCACUAUGAAAUGAAAGCUUUUUGUUCACUGCCAUUGUAAUUGAGGCCUGGCUUACCUUGGGAGUGCAAAACCCUAAAA